GACACCGUGUUUCUGACAAGGGGCUGCUUGGGUGACAAAAUGAAAGUUAAACGGGUCGCUUUCUUACGUCAGGGCUCCGGGUACGGGGUGCCGCCUCAUGUAGAGUACACUGUAGCGGCUCUGCGGUGGCGUGGCUUAGGAAAUGGGAUACUGACUGCGCGUUGUUUAACAACAGUUUCUACACAGAGGCGGAUCAAGGCAAUGGUGAACAUCGCCAUGCACCGAUGAUAUCCCGCCAUGGCCGGACUCCUCUGCUUUCCUUUUCCUUCCUUCCCUCUACUCCUCCUCUUACUUUCUCGCUCCAUCCUGUCCCACGCCCCUUUGCGCUGGACUGUGGCGGCCUCUCAGGACCCCUGCGACGACGGGCAAGGAGGGCCGAAUCACUGCCUGCCCGAAUUCAUCAACGCGGCCUUCGGGAGAUCAGUUGAGACCCGUGGAGAGGAACCAGGAAUCUCUGAAAACGUCACGUCGCUUACCGACCUGCACAACCCUCACAACCUGACCUGCGUCCACAGGAGAACAAACCAGGACCAUACCCUGACCAUCUCCCUGGGGCGCAGAUUUGAGUUGACUUAUAUCAGCCUGCAGUUCUGCUCUGGGUUGCAGAACUUCAUCUGGUCCGUCUCCAUUCUCAAGUCCAUGGAUUUUGGGAAAACCUGGAGACCUUUUCAGUUCUACUCCCCUCACUGUCUGGCCCAGUUUGGCCGCCCAGCUCAGACAGUGGUCCCGUCAAGGACCCAAGAAAGCGAGGCCCUGUGUUCGGACCCCCGGCCCCUGCAGCAGCACAGAGGAGGGAUGGUCCUGGCUUUCGCAAUCUUGGAUGGGCGACCCUCCGCCUCAGAUUACGACUUCAGUUCCAUUCUACAAGACUGGGCCACUGCUACAGAUAUCAGGAUAGUUUUCCACAAGGUCUCAGAUUCCCCAGGUGGAACGGGGGUUCGGCUUCGGGACACAGAAGCAGGGUCUAGCAGAAGUAGGGAGGGGCUAGGUGGAAAGAGGCGAGCCUCCAGGAGAGGAGAUGGGGUGAGGUUUGGAGGUAAAGAGAAGAUGAAGAAUUCAAUUGAUUUUCUUGAUGUAAUGAAGGAGGAGCUAGGGAACAGGAAGUCAAGCGGAAUUAGGAGGGGGUUGAAAAGGGCAGAGGCAGGGCUUGAAGUUAAAGAGACUCCAGGAAGGAGGAACAAGAAAACGGCCACCAGAGGUGAUGCUGCAGAGAUGUCAGUGCCGAGCGCCCCCUGGCUGUCCCUCUCGGAUGUGCAGGUGGGGGGCCGCUGUAAGUGUAACGGGCACGCCUCGCGCUGCAGGCGAGAUCCCAAGGGUGAGGCAGCGUGCGAGUGUCGACACAACACGGCCGGGCCCGACUGUGACGUCUGCAAACCGUUCUACUGCGACCGUCCCUGGCAAAGAGCCAGCCCCGGACAGCCACACCACUGCGUCUCCUGUCAGUGUAACCUCCACUCCACUAGGUGUCGCUUCAACAUGGAGUUGUACCAGCUCUCAGGCCGGAGAAGUGGGGGGGUGUGUCUGGGCUGCCGUCACAACACGGCUGGGCGACACUGUCACUACUGCAAAGAAGGCUUCACUCGAGACCAAACCAAACCACUCACUCACCGCAAAGCCUGCAAACCUUGCUCGUGUCACCCAGUGGGUGCUUUGGAGAAGGGGUGUAACCAGACCUCGGGACAGUGUCGCUGCCGAGACGGGGUGACGGGACUGACCUGUAACCGUUGCGCCCCGGGAUACCAGCAGAGUCGAUCCCCACUGAGACCCUGCACACGAAUCGAGGAAAUAGUCACAACUACUCCAGCCUACCCACCUCAACACAGCCUGGGAGGCGAGUGCAGCGCAUACUGCCAGCCGACUCAUGGGAGAGUGAGGAUGAACCUGAGGACCUACUGUCAGAAAGACUACGUGCUGAAGGUGCAGGUGCAGGCUAUGGUGCGCUCCGGACCCUGGUGGCACUUCUCCGUGUCUGUGCAGUCGGUGUUCCGCCGCGGGACGCCUGGAAUUCGGAAGGGGAUUCGGGCAGUGUGGGUGCCGGAGCGGGACCUGGCCUGUGGCUGCCCCCCCUUGCAGGUGGGCCGCACCUACCUGCUGAUCAGCUCCGAGAUCGGGCCGGAUGAGAACCGCGUCGUAGCCGACCGGACUUCACUGGCACUGCCCUGGAGGGACCACUGGAGCCCCAAACUGAGAGGCUUCAGGAACCAGGACAGACGGGGCCGAUGCAGGGCUGAAGGACCCCACAAACCCAGAACACGACCCACCGAACCCCCAAACUGAAACUGUGCUGUGGGGUGACCCCCAGAGUCACUGAAGAUGGAAGAGACUUCAAAAAAAUGUUUAUUAAACAGACCCCGAGAGACAGCGACUUCAUACUGGUAUAGAAGUUAUUGUAGCCAACUCCGUAAAUCCUAUCUGUUUGUGCAGAUCUAUUCAAAUGUGCAGUUUUGAAAGAAACACGUGUUAUAAAACAGAAUAUCUGGUAAGCUAAAUACAUCUGUUUCCAAACCAUGUUUUUAAAUGGUGUUGCGCUUCCUAGGCUGUUGCAUAGCUCCUUUCCUGUCAUUGACCAAUCAGCUGCUUCCCCUAAUGAUUGACAUGCUUUUAGUCAGUACCCUGCUUGACCUAGGAAGUGCAAGUGUAACAGAUCUCCUGAGAGUAAGACAUGGAAACUGAGAACUUCCUUUACCCUGGUGUUGUACUUGAUAAGACGGUUUAUAAUGAGAAUGCACGUUUGCUGUGACAGGUGUUUCUUUCAAAACUUUGAGAGCUAUGUAGCUCACGGUAAGACUUCUGGAAUUUGCUGACUUUAACAAAUAGAUUAUUUUUUGUUUUAGAUAUGUAUCAUUUUUCAGUCUCUGCAUCCUGGUGUAACAGUUUACAGCACCCCAGUGGCCUCAGUAGAGCACUUAGAAUCAUGUCUAACUUCUAAGAACACAAGAGUGCAACCAUUAACCUGCCCCCUCCACACCAACACUCUGCCCUCUAGUGGCUGUAAAAAAUACUACAUGUUGUUCUAUUUGCUGUUUCUUACUGAUGUGUUUCAUACAUCCACUGGGGGCAGUGUUGCCAACACACCCGCUAGUGGUCUAUAAAGCAGUUACAUUGGGAGAUCAGCAAAGAUUGGGAAUGCAAUUGCAUGAUGUGGUUUAAUUAAUUUCCGUGUUCUCUCUGCUUCUCUCUGACCGCAUGAUCUUCCACACCUUUGCGAUAACACGGAAAGGACAGCUUGCAUUUUUGUGCUUGAAACUGUGUAUUUAUUUGAGUGUAUUUUUUUGUGAUUGUUUAAUAAACAUGAUUUGCCAAA
Messenger RNA from Acipenser ruthenus (sterlet), 3304 nucleotides. Its product is annotated as netrin-1. The record is from RefSeq and is a predicted model, not a curated record. The transcript is spliced from 8 exons. Lineage: Eukaryota; Metazoa; Chordata; Actinopteri; Acipenseriformes; Acipenseridae. Gene Ontology annotation, molecular function: protein binding. The coding region runs from base 238 to 2277 and encodes 679 amino acids.